Molecule: messenger RNA, 3301 nt
Organism: Camarhynchus parvulus
Lineage: Eukaryota; Metazoa; Chordata; Aves; Passeriformes; Thraupidae
Gene: PALM
Product: paralemmin
Exons: 8
Coding region: 225-1337 (370 amino acids)
Biological process (GO): regulation of cell shape
Cellular component (GO): membrane
Source: RefSeq, a predicted model, not a curated record
AUCAUCCUGCUCCAACAUCAUCCUGCUCCAUCUCCUGACAGCUCCAUCAUCCUUCUCCAGCCCCUCACAGCCCCAGCAUCAUCCUGCUCCAUCUCCUCACAGCCCCAGCAUCAUCCUGCUCCAACAUCAUCCUGCUCCAUCUCCUCACAGCUCCAUCAUCCUUCUCCAGCCCCUCCGUGCUCACAGCUUCCCUCUGCACCACAGCAGGAUCAAGUCUGCAUGAGAUGAGUGCUCCAGGGGCUGGGCAAGGCCGGAUUUGGGCAGGAUUUGGGCAGGAUUUGGGCAGGACAGGGGCCAAGAGGUGCCUGGAGGAGCUGAGCAGUGAGGGGCGCUUGGCUCCAGGGGUGGUGGAGGCCAGCUCCCUUCAGCAGGAGAGGCUGCAGGCCAUCGCGGAGAAGCGGAAGCGUCAGACGGAGAUCGAGAACAAAAGGCGGCAGCUGGAGGAUGACAGGCGGCAGCUGCAGCAUCUCAAGUCCAAGGCUCUGCGGGAGAGAUGGCUCCUGGAGGGAGCCCCAGCUUCUGCCUCCGAGGAGGAAGAGGCCAUGAAGAAACAGAUGCAGGAGGAUGAGGUGAAGACCAAGGAGCUGGAGGAAACCAUCCAGAGGCUGGAGAAGGAGCUGGAGAUGCUGGAGAACAGCAGCUCAGUGGCUUCAACCAAGGAGAACCUGGCAGAGGCAGCAGCCAAGGAGGAGAAGAAGGCAGAGGCUGUCCCCAACACGCAGAAGAGUCCCCUGGGCACAGUUAAGGCUGACAAGAGGCUCUCCAGCAGCCCCAUGAAGGCAGUGGAAGGCAGUGAGAUGAUGAAGGCGGUGGUGCACGCGGUGGGUGCCGAGGACGGCGCCCUGCAGAACGGGGCUCACCCCCUGAGCUCCUCCGAGGUCGAGGAGCUCCUGCACAAGGCGGACGAAGCCACCCUGAGCGAGGCCAAGGGCGGCCCGGGCAGCCAGAAGGCGACACCCAGACGGGAGAUCACGGGGCUGCAGGCCAAGGUGGCACCGGCCGAGGGGACAGAGGGCGGCCAGGAGCAGCAGCAGCCCGUCACCAUGAUCUUCAUGGGCUACCAGAACGUGGAGGAUGAGAACGAGACCAAGAAGGUGCUGGGGCUGGAGGGCACCAUCAAGGCGGAGCUGGUGGUGAUCGAGGAUGCCGAGGGCAAGGCGGAGCCGGCUCUCAAGGACCACACGCCGCCCAACGGCACCGCCCUGGAGCCGGCGGCCGCGCAGCCCCUGGGCGAGGAGGGCUCGGCGGGGCAGGGUGCCAAGGCCACAGAUGCCAAGGAGGCCGAGCAGGAGACAGACGUGAAGAAGCAGCGCUGCAAGUGCUGCACGGUGAUGUGAGCCCCCCGCCGAGCCCCCUUUCCCCCAUCCCACCGGACACCGGCCCCUCUUUCUGCACAACCGGGGAGACCCAGCGCGGUGCCAACAGCGGGGAUGCCCGCCCCGUGUGCCCGGUGCCAGCCCCGUGCCGCCCCCCACCAGCGCUGCCUGUGGUAUUUAUUAGUGCCCCCCCUCGCCCCACGGUGCGCCCAGCCCGUCCCCGUCACAGCCCCUCUGUCACCGGCACCGUCCCAGCGCCGUCGGAGGAUGGGCAGGGGAUCGGAGGACGUCGCUGUGUCCGUGGAUGACUCCCCGGGAGCCGCCAGCCCGCGGUGGGCAUCGGAGCCAGCGCCGUGCCAGCGCCGUGCCAGCGCCUCCCUCUGUGCCUCCAGCAGGGCGAGGUUCGGCUCUGCUGGCCGCUGGCUGCCCCUGGACAUCUCUGCUCCAUCUCCUCAGCCCCGCGCUCCCCGAGCCCUCCGGGGCAGGGCGUGCCCAGGGCAUGGAGGGCAGCGCCCGUCCCUCCCUGGUACCGGGCUGUGCUGAUGGCCUGGGGCUCCUGCAGGGCCUGCUCUGCUCCUCCUGGGCUCAGCUGCACGUCCUGGAGCCCUCACUGUGCCAGCUGAGGGGGCUGAACUGUGCCCGUGUCCCCCUGGGGCAGUGCCAGCGAGGGAGGGGCAGCUUGGGGGGCUCAGCCCUAUGGGGCAGGAAUGGGCUGGGGCUCCUGUGCUUCCUCGUGGCUCAGCAUCCUCUGUUCCCUUCCAGUCUCUGCCACUCAGCAGCUUUGCAGAGCCCCGUUCUGGGGUCCUGGGCUGCAGCUUUGGGGUCCCCAGGGUGGGGGGCAGCCCAGUUCACCCCAAAUUCAGGCUCUGGGAGCUGCCAGAGGGUCUGGUGUCCCACAGAGGGCAGCUUAACCCUGCACCCCAGCCCUUCAGUGGGGAUUUCACCACCAGCACCAGCCUUUCCUCCCCACUGAGACCUGCUGGGGCAGCCAGGGGGGCCCCCCAUGGUCCCCAAUGCCCACAUCAGCUGCCCCUGAGCUCCCCGGGAGCUUUGGGCAGGGUGCAGCCACUGGUGAGGGAUCCCUUUUCACAUGGGAGAGGGUUCCUUCUGCCCAGGGAUCCCCCAAACGUGUGAGGAGCAGCAGCCGAGCUGCCCAGCCCACCAGGACACCGCUGGUGGAGCAGCCAAGGAUGGGGCUCAGCUGCCCCGAGGAUGGGCCUUUCCUCCCCCCCACACUCCCCCCGUGUGAGCAGUGCCACCCCCUGUCCCCAUGCCAUCCCUGGUGCCCCCCAGGUGCCCCCCAGGCUGCAGUUUUGCCCCCAUUGGAGUCACUGCAGGGCUGAGCCGCUGUCCUGAGCGCUGCCCGGGCACCCAGAGCCCCUGGGAGAGGCACGGCUGGGUCAGGGGGGCUUGGGAGGGCACUGCCAGGGCAAGGGGGGCUUGGGAGGGCACUGCCAGGGCAAGGGGGGCCUCUCCUGCCCCUCCAUCCCCUGCUGGGCACCGCUGCAGCCCCAUUGCUGCAGAGCAGGGCACGGCCUGGGCGCCCCCACAGCCCUGGGGGCAAUGUCACCUCUUGCCACCCCACGUCAGGGGCCAGCACCACCCACCCCAUCCCAGCCCGGGCCCUGCAAUCCCCCCCCGGCCCCAAACUGGGGUUCCCUCCCCACUCUUGGCACCCCCUGCCCCUCGGUUGGCUUUGACCCCCAGCCCAGCCCGGCCCUGGGGGUGGUGGGGGGCAGAGCAGACCCUCGGGGUGGCUGUGGGGUGUGACAGGAGGGGGUGCUGGGCCUGGCAUCGUCCCCACCCCGCCCCACAGCACCCCUGUCCCCUCCCAGCUCUGCUGAAGUGCACUUCCCGUGCCCCUGAGCUUUUCACUUGUGCCGAAGCCGUUUGAAUUCCCUUCCCCUUUCCCUUUUCCCCAUCCCAUCCACCUCAACCCCGUUGUUUGUAAAACACCCAAAAACCGAGCAAAUAAAACUGUGUGA